Molecule: messenger RNA, 2052 nt
Organism: Colletotrichum orchidophilum
Lineage: Eukaryota; Fungi; Ascomycota; Sordariomycetes; Glomerellales; Glomerellaceae
Exons: 7
Coding region: 1-2052 (683 amino acids)
Molecular function (GO): NADP binding; N,N-dimethylaniline monooxygenase activity; flavin adenine dinucleotide binding
Source: RefSeq, a predicted model, not a curated record
AUGACUGUGAAUAGUACCGCAGACUUGAAAUCCAAUGGCAGCAAACAUGCUACCGUCAACGGUGCCAACGCCAACCUGAGUGGCAGUGAUUCACCGGCCGUGGCACGCUACAGCACAACUGAGACUUCAUCACAUGCUCACAUCAACGGCGCCUCGAACGGUGCCAAUGGCAGUCACAUUGAUCAAACCGCCAGUGAAGCACCCGAAACAAAUCGUCAGAGGCUUCGUAUAACCAUCAUAGGUGCUGGUGUAUCUGGGAUUUCGAUGGCCUACAAACUUCAGAAGCAUCUCAAAGAUUAUGUCGAGAUACAGAUUCUUGAAAAGUCACCGGAGCUUGGCGGGACAUGGUUCGAAAACAGGUACCCAGGCUGUGCCUGUGAUGUCCCCAGUCACUGCUAUCAGUUCAGCUUUGCGCCAAAUCCUGACUGGUCACGGUUUUAUGCCUCAUCCCAAGAGAUUCAAGCAUACCUCGACGGCGUGGCACGACAUUUUGAUCUGCACAAGUUCAUAAAGUUCAAUACACUAGUAACAAAAGCAGAGUGGUCAGAAGAUUCCGGCACGUGGUCCGUAAACACCGCGGACGGGUCGACUCUCGUAUCCGAAAUUCUCGUCAACGCCAGCGGCAUUCUCAACAACUUCCAAAUGCCCAACAUUCAAGGAUUCGAGAAUUUUGCCGGGCCUGUACUUCAUACGGCCAAUUGGGACUCGUCCGUCAACCUAAGCGGCCAAAGGGUCGGGGUCAUUGGGGCGGGCGCGAGUUCCGUCCAACUCCUCCCCCAAAUCCAAACAGAAGCGAGUCAGAUCAGUGUCUUUAUCCGGACUCCGUCGUGGAUUUCUCCGCCAGUAGCCCUGUCAGAGGCCAAUAAACCCGGGCAUACCUAUGGCACUGAUGAGAAGAGGGCGUUUAGAGACGACGGAGAGGAUUAUCUUGAAACCAGGAAGGGUCUGGAAUCGCAGUUCAAUGGAAUGUUUCAGGCCUUCUUCAAAGCGGAUCCAGGGCAGAAAAACAUGCGUCAGCGGUUCGAGACGAGAAUGAGGAGUCUCAUUCAAGACAAGGCCUUGCAGGAACAGCUCGUUCCCAAGUUUGAAGCAGGGUGUCGACGGAUCAACCCCGGCGAGAGGUACCUACUUACACUACAGGAGCCAAACGUCGAACCGGUAUUUGACGGCAUCGAAAGGAUUACGUCAAGCGGUAUUGUCGCGGGUGGUAUCGAGUACCCUGCCGAUGUUUUAAUCGCUGCGACUGGCUUCAACACCUCGUUCCGACCCCGUUUCCCGAUUCUUGGCCGCAACGGCGUCAACAUGCAAGAUCUGUGGGCCGAUGAGCCAGUGUCAUAUUUUGGGACAGCUGUUUCUGGGUUCCCGAAUUAUAUGGUUUUCUUGGGACCCAAUACACCGAUAUCGAACGGAAGUCUCAUGGGUCCUAUCGAAGCGACGGGUGACUACUUCAUCAGAAUCCUCUCAAAAGUAAUCAGACAGCGCGUCAAAUCCUUUGAUGUGAGGCCAGAAGCGCAAAGCGACUUUGACAGGCAUACCCAGGAGUUCAUGAAGCACAUGGUGUGGACAGGCACAUGUCGCAGUUGGUUCAAAAAGGGAAUCACUGGAAAAGUCAGCGCCCUUUGGCCUGGGAGCUCUCUCCACUACAUGCAAUGCCUGGCCGAGGAUCGGUGGGAAGACUACGAGUGGCGCUACGACCGCGAGAGGUACUCGUACUGGCGCGACGGCUUCUCCUGGAUCGAGCAGCCCGAAAAGGAUCCCUUGGGCAUCGAGCAGCGCGAGUAUGCGACUUGCAUGACCACCAUUCCCCACAGGUCCUCUGAUCUCAGCUUCUACCUGCAAAAGGCCGAGCCUCUCCCGCCAGGCGUAAUUGCGUUUAUCCCUCAUGCUCACGAACAGAAGCAGUAUGUUGAAGGGGAUUUGAAUGUGGCGAAAAAGGUCGAGGACUAUGUCAAGAAGGAAGCAUCAGAGGUUGCCAAAGACCAGACUUGUGCAUCUGCUGAGAGUAUCCAGAACAUCGAGGCUAUCAGGCCGAGUGUUAUGGUUCCGGUCUAA